AUGCAGCGCUCUCCAACAAAUAAACGUUUUGAUUCCGAUCCCGAUUUAUCCAACAUUGUCGCUCGAAAACGCAAGUAUGAUCACGAUAUUUCAGAUUCAUUCAAAUUAUUCACUGAUAAUAUAUUGAAAAAGAUGGAUGAUUGGAAGACAGAUUUUAAUAUUAAUUUACUUCAAAUAAAUGACGCUAUAAAUAAUUUGAUUAAGAACGACCUUGCAAAACUGAACGAGAUUGUAGUCGAGGUGAAGGCAGAGAUCGAUAAUAUGCGUAAGGAAUACACAGAGAUUAAGACUGACAUAGUAAGAUUAAAAACUCAGCAAGUGGCAACACAAAAAGAAAUUAAUAGUCUCCAGCAGUCGGUACAAUUCAAUGCUGACCAGCAAGACGAGCAAGCAAAAAAGAUUGAAACUUUAGCUGUCGAUACUAAGAAAACACGUGAAAUAGAGAUGGAAAUUGUUAAAAUAAAACAGCAAAAUAUGCAAUUACAAUCACAACUGAACUCAAGUGAACAGAGAGAGAGAUUAUCAAAUAUUGAAAUUGUCGGUGUGCCGGAAUGCAAAAGCGAAAAUCUUCAAGACCUUAUUUUGAACAUUGGAAAACAUAUUGGUGUCGAUAUUCCGCCAAAUGAUAUUUUACAAGUGAAUAGAGUUUCUCCGAAAAUAAAAUUACAAGGUCGUCCCAGAGUCAUAAUAGCUAAAAUGCGAACAAGGCUCUUGAAGGACAACAUAAUUUCACGGGGCCGCAAAGCUCGGAUUACCUCAAGAGAUAUCGAUGUAACAGGAGAAAGCAGACCCAUAUAUAUUAACGAACAUUUAACCCCCUUUAAUAAACAACUAUUGAAAAAAUGUAAGGAAUUGGCCAAAAUAAAACAGCAUCAGUUCGUCUGGGUAAAAAAUGGGUUAAUAUUCGUGCGAAAAAACGACAACUCUCCCGCUUUAAAGAUCAUAAGCGAAGAGGAUCUCAAGAAACUAAGUGUUUCCAAAUAA
Messenger RNA from Parnassius apollo (apollo), 984 nucleotides. Lineage: Eukaryota; Metazoa; Arthropoda; Insecta; Lepidoptera; Papilionidae. The record is from the annotation of a GenBank genome assembly.